AUGGCCUCGGCGCAUAUCCCUGCGGCCCCGACGCAGCCCACCUUGCCCUCUGGACCCGCCGUCUUCAAAACCAUCCCGUAUGCAUUCAUCCUACCGGAGAUACUCUGUGGGACCUGGGUGUGGAUCCUCGUUGCUGCUACCUCCGUCUCCUUACCACUGCUGCAGGGAUGGGUGAUGUAUGUGUCCCUCAGCUCCUGCCUCAUCUCCCUGCUGCUCCUCUUAAGUUACAUCUUCGGCUUUCACAAAAACAGCGAGAACUGGAAAGUACUGGACAGCUUGUACCACGGCACCACAGCCAUUCUGUACAUGAGUGCUGCUGUUUUGCAAGCCAACGCAACCAUCAACUCUGAGUCCCACUCACCACUUUACUACCAGCUCAACAGUGCCGCAUCGUUCUUUGCCUUCAUCACAACCUUCCUGUACAUCCUCCAUGCCUUCAGCAUCUACUACCAGUGA
Charadrius vociferus (killdeer) is the source of this 456-nucleotide messenger RNA. It is a transcript of the gene MALL, whose product is annotated as mal, T-cell differentiation protein-like. The coding region runs from base 1 to 456 and encodes 151 amino acids. Gene Ontology annotation, biological process: myelination. Gene Ontology annotation, molecular function: structural constituent of myelin sheath. Lineage: Eukaryota; Metazoa; Chordata; Aves; Charadriiformes; Charadriidae. The transcript has 4 exons. Gene Ontology annotation, cellular component: membrane. The record is from RefSeq and is a predicted model, not a curated record.